This is a messenger RNA of Symbiodinium pilosum, 1116 nucleotides long. The record is from the annotation of a GenBank genome assembly. Lineage: Eukaryota; Dinophyceae; Suessiales; Symbiodiniaceae.
AUGGCUGAGCCUGUGGACAUGAUGGUCAUGGCGUGCAAGGACCCAUCUUGCGAUUUCAAGCCGAUGAAGAUGCAAAGGCGCCCGGUUGGAGACGAAGAUGUGCUCAUCGACAUGGUGUACUGCGGAGUUUGCCACACGGACCUGCACUUUGCAGCAAAUCACAUGGCAGGCAUUCUGCCCACAGUGUACCCUUGCGUCCCUGGACACGAGCUGGUAGGCGUGUGCACCGCAGUCGGCUCGAAGGUAACCAAGGUCAAAGUUGGUGAUCACGUGGGUGUUGGUUGCAUGGUGGACUCUUGCAUGAAAUGCAGUGGAUGCAAGCAGGGCAACGAGAACCUGUGCCGCAAGCAAAACACAGCUACCUACCAGGGGAAGGACCUCCAUGGACGCGCUGCCACUUAUCCAGCGGGCGGCGUUACCAUGGGCGGCUACUGCACCAAGAUGGUGGUGCAUGAGCACUUCGCGAUACUUAUCCCGAAGAACUAUCCAAUGGCAAGCGCUGGGCCAGUUAUGUGCGCAGGCGUGACGAUGUACGAGCCAUUGCGCCUUUGGAAGGCUGGCCCAUCCAGCAAGGUGGCAAUCGUGGGCUUGGGAGGUCUGGGCAUGACAGGCAUCAAAAUCGCCAAGGCCAUGGGCUGUAACGUGACAGCCAUUUCUCGUGGGGACAAGAAGAAGCCGCUGGCAGAGAAGAGCGGCGCUGAUGGCUUCCUGUCCUCUACAUCUCCAGAACAGAUGGCAGCAGCGGCGGGCACCUUUGACCUCGUACUGGACACCAUCCCGACCGAGCAUGAUUACACUAUGUACCAGAAGCUGGCUGCUGCUGGUGGCAAGUGUGUCCUCAUUGGCAUCUCUAAUGCUUUUGGCGGUGCGCUGAUGAUGGAUGGGCUUUCUGGUGGCAGGUGCACCAUGUCAGCUUCGAUGAUCGGCGGCAUCCAAUCUACGCAGGAAGUCGUCGACCUGUGCGCUAAGCACAACAUUGUGCUAGAUCACAAGAUUUGCCCCGUCUGGGAGCUAAGCAAGAUCUACGAAGAGCUGGACUCAAGCAACGAUCAGGGCCUCCGUUAUGUGCUGGACCUCAAGAACACACUCAAUGACGUCAGCCGCCCAGACGGCUGA